AUGCCUACCGAAGCUCAAAUCGCUGGAGGUCACAAGGCCAACCUCAAGAACGCCAAUUCUUCUGAGGAGUCAAAGCAGCACUCGAGGCAGGUUCUCAACGACGAAUUCAAUGGUGGCGAUGUCCCCAAGGCAUCGGACGGCGGUAACAAAAACCCCGGCAACGUUGCUGGCGGCCUGAAGGCUACUACCAAGAACCCCAAUGUCUCGGAGGAGGCCAAGCAGUCUGCCAAGCAGCGUCUUGAACAGAUGGAGUAA
Messenger RNA from Pestalotiopsis fici W106-1, 255 nucleotides. RefSeq lists its product as uncharacterized. The transcript is spliced from 3 exons. NCBI's taxonomy places the organism in Eukaryota, Fungi, Ascomycota, Sordariomycetes, Amphisphaeriales, Sporocadaceae. Gene Ontology annotation, cellular component: cytoplasm. The coding region runs from base 1 to 255 and encodes 84 amino acids. The record is from RefSeq and is a predicted model, not a curated record.